This is a messenger RNA of Nothobranchius furzeri (turquoise killifish), 4664 nucleotides long. RefSeq names its product zinc finger E-box-binding homeobox protein zag-1. The record is from RefSeq and is a predicted model, not a curated record. Lineage: Eukaryota; Metazoa; Chordata; Actinopteri; Cyprinodontiformes; Nothobranchiidae.
UGUGAAAAAGAAAAAAUGGAAUUAUUGCUCCUCUUUGAGAAAGGUGACCUCAGGUCCAGCCUCUGCUCUGACAUCACUCACCGCCUCCUGCUCGCCUCUAGAGUCCUAUCAAGGCUCCGAGUCUCCUGCUGUGACCGAAGGCGAUGCCUCCAACACACCACUCACUCCCAGACAGGCAGGCGCUCGGGACGCAUCAUCCGCUCCGCUCACGGGACAGCUUUUUAUUCUAGCCCGUCCAAAAGCGCGAUCAUGGCGGAAGAGAGCCGGGGGAAGCGGCGGAAACAAGCCAACCCGAGGAGAAACCGAGUGGACGCUGAGCAGGUGAGCUCUGUGGGAUCGGAGGAAGAGGAUGAGGCGGGUUUGUGGAGCUUCGAGCCCCAGGACUGUAACGAGAGCCCUGACAAGGCGAGCCUGACACCCAGCGAGGCAACGGAGGAGCCCAGCAGCCCCUCGCAGUCCACACGGCCGUGCAGCCUCAGCCCUGGCAGCAGGACCUGCUGGGGCGCGGUGGAGCCAGAGGCCAAGGCGGAGGAGGACGCCACUGACAGGGACGGGCACCAGGAACCUCUGAGGAUGUACUGUAAGAACUCAGGUUCCCAGAAUGCUUUGGAUGAUCUAGAUCACUAUGAACUUGUGGCCAAUUUGAGGAAGGCCUCCCCCUCAGCUAGUCUUUUGGACCACCUGAGCCAUAACGGGACGUCGGCGGUGUUCCAUCCGAGCAUCAGGCAGAAUGAGCUUCCUGCUGCCAUCUGGUCUCCAGGAGCCCAGUGCUUCUCACCUGAGAGAGCAGAUGCCGUCAAGAGCCAGGAGCAGGCAUGUCCCUUCUGCCACCAAGUGUACCAGCAAGGAGUGUCUCUGAGGGAUCAUGUCAAAUACUGUCAGGGGAGGGAAGGGGGGCACCUGGUCUGUCCUCUCUGUGGAUACACUGCCACCCUUAGGUCGCAGAUGGAGCAGCACCUGGAGCUUCACAACCAAAUGCAUGACAAGAGUGCCAUCACUUUGGACCCAGGAAUGGAGGCCAGGAAGUUCAAAUGUCUGGUGUGUGGGAAAGCAUUCAAGUACAAACACCACCUCAAAGAGCAUCUUCGUAUCCACAGUGGUGAAAAGCCGUACGAGUGCUCCAACUGCAAGAAACGUUUCUCUCACUCGGGCUCCUACAGCUCACAUCUAAGCAGCAAGAAGUGCCUUAGUGGUGGAGGAAACUCAGGAAGUGCCAGUAGUGUGUUUAACGGGCACGGUCAAGUCUCCUUCCACCGUCUACUCCCAUCAUCUCCCUCUGCUGGCGGGGGCAGAUCCAGUAAUGGCAAGGGCUUUGCGUUUUCUUCGCCAACUCAGGAUCAUCUCAGGUCUUUGGGACAAAUAUCAGGAGAUUGUCACCAGACGUUGCUGCAGGAUGUCAGCCAGAACAACACAAGCUUCCCCAGCGUGCCAGACAUGUCCAGGCUGUGGGACGGCUCACCCGAGCUCACUGUGAGAACCACUAUCCCGAAAGGGAUGACUCCAAUGCCUUAUCUCAAUUCUGGGACCAAAUUUGAGCAGAUGCUACAAGAGAUGCUUCACAAAAAAGUAGAAGAAGAUAAGGAGGAUGUUGAGGAAAGUAGGGUGGGCAAUAGCGUGGGAGGGUUUGAGGGAAAGGCGUCCCCUGAUAGGAGAGGAGGAGCAGUGAGAUCAGGCGAAGCCGGCAGAGAUGUGUUGGGGUUGGUGUGCCGUUGGUGCUCACAGCUUUUCCAUAACACGGCUUCGCUCCUGCAACAUGAACGCCACCUCUGUAAGAACAACCGAGAUGCGGUUGAGGUGCCUGAAGGUUUUCGAAGGAACAACCACUCCUUGCCACCAUCAUUCUAUCCUAGAUCUGCUCUCAAACCAGACAACACCAAAACAAAUGAAGUAACCAAUGGACUCUCUGGAAACAAGUCGCCGCUGCAGAAGCUGAGCUGGCAUUCCGUACCUCAACAGCUUUUAGUUGCGAUGCAGUCUCCUUCACCCCGCCAUGAUGCACGGCCUUCACUCAUGUACUUUUCCACGCAGGAUAAAGGUAGCCCGAGCCACCUAAUGCACCAUUCCCCAGAGACCUCAUCACCUAGGAGAAGGAAGAGAUUGUCCUCCUCAGGAUUCAGCUCACCUCUCCGCCUCGACCCUAUUAGCUGUUCUCCUGAAAUCUCCCCACAGCAGAAAGAACUUAGCAGUCCCUGGCCUGCCCAGAAUGAACCUCUGGACCUCUCCCUGCCUAAACAGCUCUCAGAGCAGAAGGAGAGGAACAAAACCUCUAACGGGAUCUCAGGAAGAGAAGAUAGAACCCUCAGGACCCAACAACUCAGCAGACCAAGCCCUACUUCGCAUCUACCCCUAAACCAGUACCCAGUCUUCAGUGGGACUGGACCUCCAGUGUUUCCUGGAUCCAUAUACAAUGGGUUUCCCUUCUUCAGCCAUGAUGGGAUGAUACAGACUCCUUUCAGCCAGUCACCCGCUAGUCCUGGGUUCCUCUCUCCAGUGGCGUACAUGAUGGAGGCAGAUGCAGAGGCCAUGUUGAAAAAGAUCUACCAGGAGAGACAAAACCUCAUGGGUGAGGCCUUAUCACGUAGUGCUCUGGACUACCUCUCUCUUACUGAUGAUGGGUUUGAAGGAGAAGGGGGGCCGGGAAGGAAGAGGCUGAAGAAAACAGAUGAGGGACUUUAUGCGUGUGACAUCUGUGAAAAAACCUUCCAGAAGAGCAGCUCGCUACUGCGACAUAAAUACGAGCACACAGGCAAGCGUCCCCACGAGUGCAAAAUCUGCAAUAAAGCCUUCAAGCAUAAGCAUCAUCUGAUUGAACACAGCCGACUGCACUCUGGAGAGAAACCCUAUCAAUGUGACAAGUGCGGCAAGCGCUUCUCCCACUCAGGCUCUUACUCCCAGCACAUGAACCACCGCUAUGCAUACUGCAGUAAAGACCAGGAUCUAGACCAAGACCAGGAAGAGAUGGCCCUCACCCCUUUAGCAGGCUUGGUGAGCAGCCUCGCUGAACACAAACCUCCAUCCAUAGAGGACGCUCAGACUGCCCACUCCUUCCUCAGCGACUCCAGCUUGGAUGGAGGACUGGAUGUGCUCAAAGAAGGGGAGGAGGAGGAAAGAGUUAGUAAAACACACAGCAGCUUAGAAGCGCUGGGAAGCAGGUUAAUCCAGGAAUCACCAACAGGAGGCAACAGACAAGAAAAUGAGCAAAACAAUUGUGACAUAGGAAACCAUUUUAACAAUAGGAUCCCCGCGUGGGACAGGGACCCUGAGGACCAGGACCAAGACUUGAACAAAUGUGAACUGAAUUUGGAUAUAGCAGAGUUACCAAGGAUUAAACUUUUAGGCAGACUUUAAAAAAGCCAUGAGGCUUUUGAAUAUGUAAUCCCACUUAUACCAAAUAAGCUGUGUCUUAAGGAAAUACGUACACCCGACCAAAGGAAACGUGGCCUUACAGUGGACAAAGCCAAAAGAAUUACAGUAUUGUAUCAGGAAAAGUGCUGUUGUGCGUGUGUGUGUGUGUGUGUGUGUGUGUGUGUGUGUGUGUGUGUGUGUUGCUAUUUUUGUGUGUUGACUCAUCUGUGUCCUUUCUCAUAUCUGUUUUUUUAUUGCAAAAAUGAUAAUUGCUCACCGCUGCUUCCUGUUGCACAAACAUACAUUUUCUUGCAAUUCAGCGUUGAGGGCCUAGAGCAUUUUAAUGUAACUCAUCUGAAGUAUUUCAACCACAAAUUUAAAUUAUUUAGGUGGACAAAAAACCCAUUUAGAGGAUAAAAAGACUCAAAUGCAACGUCCUUCUGCAGAUUUAUUUUUGCACAACAGUAUUGAAACAUUGAUCGUGGGAUUUAUGGUGUGAACUCAAAAAGUGGGAGCAUCUCUUGUUUCUAGGCAGACUAGGGUACACGGCCAUCUUUUAAAGGUGAAUAGAGGAACAAAGGGAAGGUAGCUGUUUAUGUAUGCUUCAUCCAGAACGCAGUGGAUUGAACAUUUAGCAGCAUAUGUCUCCCCGGGAGGACGGUCAUUUCUGCAUCGGUGAAACGUUAAUGGGCACAAAGGAUGAAGAUGGGGGGUUUCCCUUCCAGGAAGCAGAACCGAUUUGCACUGUUUGUCUGAUUAUCACACAGAGCUGCUUGAUUUUGGGAAGUGUUAAAAUGUCUAUUUCUACACCCACAAAUAAUCGUGUCACAUGUGUGGACUUGUCUGUUGAGGUGUGGCGAGGGUGAGGGUCAAGUCUCAGGACGCAAACUUCCAUUUUGCAGUUCCUCUUUUCUGGCUGCUGCGCCUCAGAUGUGCUCAGACUAGAGGUGCGAUAGGACGGCGGUGCACGCGGUGUGACUAAGCUUGCAGCAUUCAUGCAUACUUCGGGCCAAAGAUACUUGUGUGUGAAUGUGUGUGUGUGUUUCAUCACCAAAGAUAUGCAUAUGUAACACACACAGACUCACACGCUAUGCUUCUCUAGUUCCUUACCUGUUAUCUUCAGGCAAAAUAACAGGCAAGGACACAUCCACUCAAUUUCUGCACACUUACUUUGUUAAAAUUCCUUUUUUUUGACAACCGAACAGGUUCAUAUUAAACUCUUGCAGUAUUUUUUCAAUGUUUGUAAUAAAAAUGUACAUAAGUUGUCACCAGAAUCUUGUAUCUUGAUUUAUUUUUUAAUUAAAAAAGCAACAUUUUUG